AGAAAGAGAAGGAUAGAAAUGAAAGAGGGAGAUAGAGAGAGAAAGAAGGAGAGAAAGAGGAAAGAAAACGAGAAAGAGAGUGAGAGACAAAGAGAGAAAAGAGAGAGAGAGAGAGAGAAAAUGGAAUUUCUCUAUUUCACAUGUCCUCACUUUCUUCAUUACAGAUUAAUAAACCUAUUGAAGGAUUCGGACGAACUCCUUUAAUGUUUGCCUGUUAUAAGGGCGCCGAUAGAAGAAUCAUCGACAUUUUGAUAGACGCAGGAAGCCAGAUCGAAGAGAAAGACAGAUGGGGUUUUACAGCUUUGCAUUGGGCUGUGUUGAGGAAGCACCUUCAAACUGUGGAGCUAUUACUCUCUCGGGGCAGCAAUAUCAACGAGAAGACCAACCGCGGAUAUACUCCUCUCCAUUUGGCUGCAAAUUCAUCUCCGGAAUGGACAGAUGGUGUGAAAGCUAUAAUGAACCGGAGCGCUGUUGAGGUUAAUCCUCGAAAUGAAGAUGGUCGAACACCGCUGCACUUGGCCUGUUGGAGGGGACACUUGCACACUGUCGAUCUUUUGUUGGGUCACAAUGGCAUCGAUGCCAAUGUGGUUGACAACGAUGGAGACACACCACUGCAUGAGGCAGUUCGUAUGUGUCGACUGCAAGCUGUGGAGCUAUUACUCUCUCGGGGCUGCAAUGUCAACGAGAAGACCAAACGCGGAUAUACUCCUCUCCAUUUGGCUGCAAAUUCAUCUCCGGAAUGGACAGAUGGUGUGAAAUCUAUAAUGAACCAGAGCGCUGUUGAGGUAAUCCUCGAGAUGACUAUGGUCGAACACCGCUGCACUGGGCCUGUUCACGGGGACACUUGCACAUUGUCGACAUUUUGUUGGGUCACAAUGGCAUCGAUGCCAAUGUUGUGGACAACGAUGGAGACACACCACUGCAUGUGGCAGUUCGGGCGCGAAACAAUGAAUUGGUGUCUCUCUGCUGAACCAG
This is a messenger RNA of Octopus sinensis (East Asian common octopus), 975 nucleotides long. RefSeq names its product serine/threonine-protein phosphatase 6 regulatory ankyrin repeat subunit A-like. The transcript is spliced from 6 exons. The record is from RefSeq and is a predicted model, not a curated record. NCBI's taxonomy places the organism in Eukaryota, Metazoa, Mollusca, Cephalopoda, Octopoda, Octopodidae. The annotation marks the transcript as partial. Gene Ontology annotation, molecular function: protein binding.